AUGGCGGAGGCAUCUGAGAGUCCGAUUGAGUCAGUCAUGGAGAAGAUUAGCGAGAAGUUUCAUCAUCACGAAUCUUCGUCGUCGGAUUCGGAGUCCGAUUCAGAGAAGAAAUCGCAUCCAUCCGAGUCGGUGAAGGCCAAGAUUUGGCGGUUGUUUGGUAGAGAAAAGCCUGUUCAUCAUGCUCUCGGUGGUGGAAAGCCUGCUGAUGUGCUUUUGUGGAGGAACAAGAAGGUUUCAGCUGGUGUACUUGGUUUUGCGACUGCAAUCUGGGUCCUUUUUGAGUUGAUUGAAUACCAUCUGCUUACUCUAGCAUGCCAUAUUUUGAUACUCUCUCUUGCACUCUUGUUUCUGUGGUCUAACGCUCACACUUUUAUCAACAAGAGUCCACCUCGCAUCCCACAAGUUCAUAUUCCAGAGGAACCAGUCCUGCAGGUUGCUUCAGCACUGUGUGUUGAGAUCAACGGUGCAUUUGCGGUCUUGCGCAGUAUUGCAGCAGGAAAAGACUUGAAGAAGUUUCUCAUUGUUAUUGCUGGAUUGUGGGUCAUGUCAAUUGUGGGGAGUUGCUGCCAUUUCUUGACCGUGUUUUAUAUAUGCUUCGUUUUGCUGCACACUGUACCUGUUGUCUAUGAGAAGUACGAGGACAAAGUUGACCCCUUGGCAGAGAAGGCAAUGAUGGAGAUCAAAAAGCAAUAUGCAGUCUUCGAUGCUAAGGUUCUCAGCAAGAUCCCAGUGGCUGCUUUGAAAGCCAAGAGUGUUUAG
This is a messenger RNA of Dovyalis caffra, 759 nucleotides long. The record is from the annotation of a GenBank genome assembly. Lineage: Eukaryota; Viridiplantae; Streptophyta; Magnoliopsida; Malpighiales; Salicaceae.